Calypte anna (Anna's hummingbird) is the source of this 1146-nucleotide messenger RNA. It is a transcript of the gene OGFOD3, whose product is annotated as 2-oxoglutarate and iron dependent oxygenase domain containing 3. Gene Ontology annotation, cellular component: membrane. Lineage: Eukaryota; Metazoa; Chordata; Aves; Apodiformes; Trochilidae. Bases 180 to 1133 code for a protein of 317 amino acids. The transcript is spliced from 9 exons. Gene Ontology annotation, molecular function: iron ion binding; L-ascorbic acid binding; oxidoreductase activity, acting on paired donors, with incorporation or reduction of molecular oxygen. The record is from RefSeq and is a predicted model, not a curated record.
GCCGCCGCGCUUGCCCGGUACAAAGCGCUUCUCUGCCUCCCGCCCUCUUUCUGCUCCCCGCCCUGCCCCUCCGCUGCUCUCAGCUCUCUGGUGGGCGUCUCGAAGGGUUCCAGCUCCGCUGGCCGACAGCUUUCCCCUGGCAGCCGGGCUGGGCGCAUCGCUCGGUGUCAGCGGCCGCCAUGGCUGCUCAGCGGCGGGCAGCACCGCGCGGCCCCGGGAGCGGCGGGACGGGAGGGACGGAGGGCGGGGACCGCCGGCACGGCAGUGCUGAGAAGAGCAGAAGCCCCGAGGAGCCGCGGGGGCUGAAGGCCGCGCUCUUCCUCUCCUUGGCCGCUGCCGGAGGCCUCCUGGGCUGGAGCUGCCGGGGCGGCGGGGAUGGGGUGACCGAGGUACUGGCUCGGCACAGCGAGAGCCUGCGGGACAAGUUCGUGGAGAUCCCCUGCUCCGAGGACUACGACAGCCACAAAAGAUUUGAAGGGUGCACUCCUAGGAAGUGUGGAAGGGGUGUGACUGAUGCAGUUAUCACACGGGAAGAAGCUCUAAGAGUCCGUAGAAUAGCAGAGAGGGGACUGUCCUUGGGAGGAUCUGAUGGAGGGGCAUCAAUUUUGGACUUGCACUCUGGAGCUCUUUCACUGGGGAAGCAUUUUGUGAAUCUAUACAGGUACUUUGGGGACAAAGUUCAAGACAUCUUCACAGAAGAGGAUUUUGCAUUGUAUCGUGAUGUAAGGAAGAGAAUUCAACAAAAGAUUGCUCAGGCAUUUGGGAUCAGCUCUGCUGCCAUGUACCUGACUAAGCCAACCUUCUUCUCAAGAAUAAACAACACAGAAGCCAAGACAACACAUGAUGAAUACUGGCACCCACAUGUUGACAAGGUAACUUAUGGCUCUUUUGACUACACAUCACUGCUCUAUCUCUCUGACUACACUGAGGACUUUGCUGGUGGAAGGUUUGUCUUCAUGGAUGCAGGUUCCAACAAGACAAUAGAGCCCCGAGCAGGCAGGGUUUCCUUUUUCACCUCUGGAUCAGAGAAUCUUCAUCGGGUGGAAAAGGUUCACUGGGGCACUCGUUUUGCCAUCACCAUCUCCUUCACUUGCAACCCAGACCAUGGCAUUGGGGAUCCACUCUUGGUAUAAUUCCUCUGAAGAU